AUGGCCGAGAGCGUCUUGGCGUCCUUAGGACGCACAGGUGAGCUGUGCGAGAGCGUCUUGGUAUCCUUAGGACGCGCAGUAGUGCGAGAGCGUCUUGGUUGCGAGGGCGUCUUGGUGUUCUUAGGACGCGCAGUAGUGCGAGAGCGUCUUGGUGUCCUUAGGCCGCGCAGAUUUCAUGCAAAGCCUGCCACGACCGACUGGAAUGUGAAGAAGGGCGACAACGCUACGCGCUUUAGCUACGUAUGGUUGUACAAGCAUGUGAUCAAACGCGAUUUGAACGCCAUGAGCACGAGCGUAGCUACCACAGUGCGCUCGAUCGCGGAUCUAUAA
Phytophthora infestans T30-4 is the source of this 330-nucleotide messenger RNA. RefSeq lists its product as uncharacterized. The transcript is spliced from 9 exons. The record is from RefSeq and is a predicted model, not a curated record. Bases 1 to 330 code for a protein of 109 amino acids. NCBI's taxonomy places the organism in Eukaryota, Oomycota, Peronosporomycetes, Peronosporales, Peronosporaceae.